Clonostachys rhizophaga is the source of this 1932-nucleotide messenger RNA. The record is from the annotation of a GenBank genome assembly. NCBI's taxonomy places the organism in Eukaryota, Fungi, Ascomycota, Sordariomycetes, Hypocreales, Bionectriaceae.
AUGUCUAAUUGGGCCUGGCAUAACGACUCACUUCCCACCAACGGUGAAGAGUUGAGUGACUACACGGGCGUCCCAUGGGAUACUCAUGGGCGCAAUAUAUCUUACGAUAUUCCCGACCCAAAUCUACCCCAAGUCUCGCAGUGGCUUAUUGGUAACCCGAAUCGGAUUAAUCUUGGCAGGAUUGGGCUCAAGUAUAAGAACAUGAGCCUGGAGGCUGCACUUAUCUCUAACCCUCGUCAGGAGCUUGAUGUCUGGAAUGGAUUGGUCACCUCACAAUUUACCAUAGAUGGGGAAGAUGUGAAAGUUAUAACACAGGGAGACUUCGACACCGACUCCGUUACCUUUUCUAUCGAAUCGAGUCUCAUUAAGAAUGGAGAUUUGCAAGUUGAAUUGGAUUUCCCCUACCCUCCUAUCCAUACAAACACGUAUAAGUAUGAGGUCUUUGCAGGAAGCUACGACUUUCCUGCUAAUCACACGACGGUGGGAAGGAAGAACUGCAAAGCUGCGAAUACAGCGCACAUUUACCAUGAGAUGCAAAACACCAGAUACUACGUCAACCUCCGUUGGCCUUCCAACUCGGCCUUGGAACUAUCAAGGGAAGAACCUCGUGGAUCUACCGCUGUAAAUGCACAUUGCUUCACUCUAGGUGCAACCGGUACCCAGGAUGAGUGGAAAGGGCCUUCAGCUGAAAUAUCUUUCACAGCUAACUUCUCCCCGACGAGAGCUGUGGCUGACUUACCAGAAGAAAUCCGAAAACGCAACACAAAAGCCUGGCAUCAAUACUGGAAUGAAGGAGGCUUCGUUGAUUUGACAGAAUCCUCCAACUGGGCUGCCGAUGAACUGCAAAGACGCAUUAUUCUAUCUCAAUAUCAUGUGCGUGUUAACAGCGCAGCAACAGGACAAUCACCCCAGGAGAGCGGGUUAAUGAAUAAUGGAUGGUACGGGAAAUUUCACAUGGAGAUGGUUGUCUGGCAUCAUGCACAUUGGGCUACUUGGGGCAGGCAGAAAUAUUUUGACAAUAUCUUCCCAGCCCUGUACGACAAGCUUCUGCCCAGCUCACGGGCGCGUGCUGAAGCUAUGGGGUGGGAAGGGGCUCGGUGGCCAAAAAUGACGGAACUGAUCACAGGUGUUAGUUCGCCAGGUGAAGUCAACGGAUUAUUAUUGUGGCAGCAGCCACAUGCGAUGUUGAUGGCCUCAUUUGCUUACCAGGCCAACUCAACAGAGCAAACCUUACAACGAUGGGACGAAGUUGUGACUGCCAGUGCAGAUUAUAUGGCUUCUUAUGCCUGGAAGAAUGUUUCAACUGGCCGUUAUGAUCUCGGACCUCCCUCUUAUGGUGUUACAGAGAAUACGCCACCACGAGCCACCCUCAACCUGGCAUUUGAGAUAUCAUACUGGAGAUAUGGACUUGAUGUGGCCCGUACAUGGAAAAAGCUGCUCAAUCAGCCUAUUCCUGAACUUUGGACAACCGUGGCCGAAAAUCUGGCGCCCCCGCCUCAGGUCGACGGCCUAUAUGCCGUGUACGAGGGCCUCAACAGCACAUGGUGGGACGAUCCGAAACUCAAUGCAGACCCGCGCAGUUUGAUUAUGAUGAAGGGCUUUAUGCCAGACUCCCCUGCUGUGGAUUCAGAGAUCGCACUCAAAACAGCAGAUAAGGUCGCUGAGGUGUGGACAGAUGAAAAAAUUCGGGGCUGGGGACGACCGAUCCUGGCUAUUAACUCUGCAAGAGUUGGGAGACCCAAAAGAGCAGUUUACCACCUUACAGCAUACAAAUACUGGAAUUUUGACGAUGCUGUCGUCUUCGAGCUGACGUUCCGUUUACUAGUUUCAUACAUGGCGGCAGGUUGGAAUGGAUCAACUACUGACGCUCCAGGGUUCCCAAAUGACGGUACAUGGACCGUCAAACAUGAGGGGCUGGUUAAGAGUCUUUGA